Oncorhynchus mykiss (rainbow trout) is the source of this 2680-nucleotide messenger RNA. RefSeq names its product TLC domain-containing protein 4-B. The record is from RefSeq and is a predicted model, not a curated record. Gene Ontology annotation, cellular component: endoplasmic reticulum; membrane. Lineage: Eukaryota; Metazoa; Chordata; Actinopteri; Salmoniformes; Salmonidae. Gene Ontology annotation, biological process: lipid homeostasis.
UAAAGCAAAAGAGUCACAAAACAGGAUUGUUUACAUUUUCUCCUGCAUGAACAAAUGCUGAAGUCAUUCUAGUCAUUUCAGCCCAAAUAUUUCGCGCUACCAGUUUUACGCGUUUACCUUUUAGUCAAUAUAAAAAUCUCAGCCUAGGUGUAAAGCGGUUGUCCGUAUAGCGACCAACUCCUAUUGUAGAGCUACACAGCCUGCGUUGCGAUGUAGUCAUUUUUCCUAAAUAUGUCGGGCAACCAGUUUUACGGGUACUCUCUUGUACACAGCCUGGGUUUCGACAUCACGGGGGAUAUUUAUAUAUUCGGAAAUUAUCCUUGAAAUGCACUUGUCCUUACUCGCACUCCUGUAGCGCACGUUGACGGGACGGUUAUAGGGUGUCAUUGCCAGUGCAAGUUACUCCAUGUAGCACCUCUACUCGGGGGAAUAGCAUUGCUUAGAAACUACGACAGUGACUUGAGGUAACGAGUGAUCAUGGAGAGCUUCUCUCCGCUGGUCCUGUCCAUCGCCGCCACCAGCUUUGUGACGUUCCAGUGUCUGUUCCACUUUGUCAGCCCCUGGAUCUCUGCUCAGUUCUUUCCUGGGUACCACCGUCUCAGUCCCAGACACACCAUAGAGUGGAACUCCAGAACUGUGUCUACAUUGCACGCCUUCAUAGUGGGGCUUUUUUGUCUCUACAUAUUACUUCAUGAUGAUGCAGUCAAUGAAGACCCUGUCUGGGGAGAUCCGUCACUGGUGAAAAUAAAUGUGGCCAUAACCUGUGGCUACCUCCUAUCAGAUAUGCUGCUCAUAUGUUACUAUUGGCGGGCGAUAGGGGACAAGUUUUUUGUAAUCCACCACCUGGCAGCACUGUAUGCUUACUACUAUGUACUGAGCAUAGGAAUGUUGCCUUAUUUUGCUAACUUCCGUCUGGUCGCAGAGCUUUCCACUCCUUGUGUGAAUCAGCGCUGGUUCUUUGAAGUGCUUGGUUAUCCAAAAAGAUCAUUACCAAAUAUGGUCAACGGCAUUGCCAUGACGGCAUCCUUCUUCCUGGUGAGGAUAGCGGUCAUGCCGCUGUACUACAGCCGGAUGUAUGCCGUGUACGGGACGGAACCCUUCUACCGGGUGACCUUUGGUGGCCGCUGUGCCUGGAUGGGCCCCAGUUUCUGUCUAGACAUUAUGAACGUGAUGUGGAUGCAUAAAAUGGCCCGUGGCUGCAUUGGUGUCCUGCGUUCUCCUGGAAAGGUGAAUGUGGAAAAGCUGCAGAAUGGGAAAGUGCACUGAGGGAUAGAAAAAGGCAAUGGUGGUGUUAUUUUAUUGUAUGUCUGCUUCAAAUGGUUCAUGGACGUUUUUGGAUCAAAUGGUUCAUGGACUGGAAAUGUCAUGAGAGUCCCUAGUAUCCCGUGACCAGCCCUAGGUAAAUUGCCUACCACUACACUUAUCUGCCCAGAAUACUUACAAUUAAACAAGCGCUAAACUCCUCCACCAUGAUGGGAGGGGACAUUGUAAAAGCCAUUGGACUAUGUCUCCUCUUGGUCAUUACAGUUCGAGAGUAAGUGAAUGGACGGUGUGAUAUCAUGGAUGGAAACAGACAGACAAAUACUCUUGUCUGCUGGACCCUUUUGUUUCUAAAUUGUUUGUGUCCACUCAAAGGUGUCUUGUGCAUAUUGCCAAAAUGAUAUGAUAUGAACGGACAUGGACGAGAAUGGAAGAGGACCUCACAUAUUUUUCUAAUGUUUAUGAAGCUGUAAAGAUGGCUCUUGCACAAAUAUCAUGAGAUAUAUAUAUAUAUAUAUAUGAACAAAAAUAACAUAUUUACUUACCUAAUUACUCAUUAAAUCUGUGUUUUCACCAGCAUUAGAAUGUAAAAUAUGUAUAUUAAUCAGACUCCUACUGAAGUCUCUCUGCUCAGGAGCCUGCUCAUGUUUGUAACAUACAGUAGGCCUAGGAAUUAUCAGUCAUGUGCAUAAAUUAUCAGGGUAGAAUAAGACAAACCAUAGCAAACAUGCCAGAUUGUGUCAUUUUAUCUCUAGAAGUGACCUUACUGAGUGAUUUAUGAUAUCAGCCAUGGAAGUGCACUUAUGUCUAACCGACACACACACAGUAGAACUUCACACAAGCAACUUUGCAGAGUUAACAAAUGAUUGAUCAUACUUCAUUAUUAACUGUUGAAACAGAGCUUCGUCAUGUGAAAUCCCUGUUGGAUUUCUGGAUGAGAAUAUGUUAUUUAUCGUGACAUUUACAGCCAUGGUAGUUUUAAUAUUUCAUUUUAAAAAAACAACACAUUUUAGUAAUGUACUCUUCUUUGAGUAAGUGAUAACUAAAUGUCCAUAGCUGCUUUAAAUAGACUUCAGACCAGAUACGUGUUUGCUUGUGUCUGCUGUUGAGAUGUCCUGCUCUCUUGUGGAGACAAUGCGGGACUGCAAACAUUGUAUUUCCCAUUUUGCCAAGACUGAAAGUACUCGAAGGGAGUACAGUGGGCAAGGCGCAUUGAGCAAUAUUCAUAAACAAAUGAUUGAUGUUAACCUUGGUUUGGUGUAAUUCGGUCAUCACAUUGUUUUGUCUAUACUUAUGGCUACUUUGCCCACCAUUAUUACCUCCAUCUGUUGUAAAAAAUAAAAUGUAAAAACGUGCUAUUAUGCAUGCGUGUAUUUUUGGGGGAAUUUGAAUUACAUUAAAUACUUUGAUUCACUCACAA